CCGGCCCCCUCGGACUUCGGCGUGCACUGCAGCAGCCAGACCACCGUGCUGGACCUGGACACUCACGUGGUGACCACGGUGGAGAACGGCUACUUGCACCAGGACUGCUGCGCCUCCGCCCACUGCCCGUGCUGUGGCCAGGGCGCCCCAGGACCGGGCCUGGCGUCCGCCGCCGGCUGCAAGCGCAAGUAUUACCCCGGCCAGGAAGGGGAGAACGAGGAGGAGGAGGACCCUGGCGACCUGGGAGCCGAGCCCCCCGGGGGCGCGCUGUUCGCCCCCUGCAAGCGCGCCCGCUUCGAGGACUUCUGCCCGGACUCGUCCCCGGACGCGUCCAACAUCUCAAACUUGAUCUCCAUCUUUGGCUCAGGCUUCUCGGGGCUGGUGAGCCGACAGCCGGACUCCUCGGAGCAGCCGCCGCCGCUCAACGGGCAGCUGUGCGCCAAGCAGGCGCUCGCCAGCCUCGGCGCCUGGACUCGAGCCAUUGUCGCCUUCUAGGGACCCCCGAGGGCACGGGGACCCGGGGACCCGCGGGGCUGGGGGCCAGACAAAAGACUCGGCCGAGGGGCGAGCCGAGGGAAGGCACCGGGUGCCCGACCCCCGGCGCGGGGCCGAGCUGGGGGGCGAGCAGGGGAAGGCGGCUAAUGUUUUAUAAAUUGUAAAAUAAAAAAAGAAGAAAUCUAA
Molecule: messenger RNA, 681 nt
Organism: Miniopterus natalensis
Lineage: Eukaryota; Metazoa; Chordata; Mammalia; Chiroptera; Miniopteridae
Gene: IER5L
Product: immediate early response 5 like
Source: RefSeq, a predicted model, not a curated record